AUGAAUCAUAUUAUAAAACAGGAAACGACCUCCUCGGAGCUCAUUCAAGUCGCUACUUUAAAAUUCAAACCGUCCCUUCAGCAGGGAGAUGAGCUGCCUCUUUCGUUUCGCGACGUCUGCCGACAGCUCCAGGCGGUUCCCGGCGUGUCAUCCACAUAUUUUGGCCAGCAAAUCGAGCGUCCCGGAACUUGGACUUGGAUUAUUCGCUGGGCUUCUCUAGCAGCACACGACGCAUUUCUUGCCUCGCCCAGUUUUACGAACUGGAUUGCCUCGUUCCGCGCCGUAGUGGAGACGUACAUCUUCUGGAAAGCCUUGGUUCGGGGGAGUCUUAGUGCAACAUUAAAUGCCCCCUGCACAGAGGUCUUCACGGCCUACGGCGCAUCCGACACCUGGCUCGAGAUGCGAAUGAAGCCCUUUGUGGACAAUGUCGAUGCUGCCAAUAUUCCGGUCCACCAUGGCUCAUUUUACGGCCAGUAUGACGUCCUCAUGCAUGAUUCGCAAAACGUCCCCGAGGGGACUACAGUUAGCAUGAUGCUCGGCUGGGACAGCAAAGAGGCGCAUCUAGCCGAGCGUGGCGAGGACAAAGUAAUCGACAAAAACAUCCAUUAUCUGAGAGAAGAGAGAAAAUCAGCCGACAUGGUUCUCUGCCAGCCUCAUGCCCUGUCUAUGACUAUGUUUGAAGAUACUUCUAUUGGCGACCACGGCCGUCGCGUCAAAACAUCAUCACCCUACACAACAAAUCCUGCGGAGCGCGUGGCAAUGCAGCUGUAG
Molecule: messenger RNA, 771 nt
Organism: Metarhizium acridum CQMa 102
Lineage: Eukaryota; Fungi; Ascomycota; Sordariomycetes; Hypocreales; Clavicipitaceae
Source: RefSeq, a predicted model, not a curated record